UAUUUACUGGAUGUGACAAGCAGAGAGAAGAGCUUUCAGCCAGGCUGCUCGCUGCCUGGUGCAAGUGGUGGGAGAGCUCCUUAACCCGCAGCUUCUAUGAUCAUCCACUUGGCAAAGACCUGCAGGCCAUGAGGACGGGUCAACGACGGUGAGAGGACGUGAAAGGUAAAUCCCUGAUCCCCGCAGUAUUAUUUCCUGCCCUGACGUCCCUGCAAACCAGCCCAAGGGGUAACUGUAAGCGGAUGCCUGUAUGGCUGCCUUACUGAUGCCACGCAGGAACAAAGGGAUGAGGACGCGACUGGGAUGCCUGUCUCACAAGUCAGAUUCAUGCAGUGAUUUCACAGCGAUUCUUCCCGACAAGCCCAACCGUGCUCUCAAGAGAUUAUCCACAGAAGAAGCUACGAGGUGGGCUGAUUCCUUUGAUGUGCUUCUCUCUCAUAAGUAUGGAGUGGCUGCCUUCCGCGCUUUCUUGAAGACGGAGUUCAGCGAGGAGAAUCUGGAGUUCUGGUUAGCCUGUGAAGAAUUCAAGAAGACCAGAUCAACUGCAAAGCUGGUCUCCAAGGCCCAUAGGAUCUUUGAGGAGUUUGUGGACGUGCAGGCUCCGAGAGAGGUAAACAUUGACUUCCAGACCCGAGAAGCCACGAGGAAGAAUAUGCAGGAGCCAUCCCUGACUUGUUUUGACCAAGCCCAGGGAAAAGUACACAGCCUGAUGGAGAAAGACUCUUAUCCCAGGUUCCUGAGGUCCAAAAUGUACUUAGAUUUGCUGUCCCAAAGCCAGAGGAGGCUCAGUUAGACCUCAGAUGGAGACUCUUGGAAAUCACUGGCUUUUUCCUCCCCUUGCUGCCAAGACCAUAUUCUAAUGUAAAGUGUCAUAGGUGUUCAAAGGCGGUGACAUUCCGGAUGGGAGACUAGGGCUGAGGAGGGGAUGAGGAGCCAUUCCAAAGUAUGACCCGGCUGCCAGAGCUUGGACUCUCUCUCAUCCAUUUACCCACAUUUGUGUUUUGGUUAGUGGUAGCACUGCCCGCAGUUACCCUUGUCUG
Dipodomys ordii (Ord's kangaroo rat) is the source of this 1040-nucleotide messenger RNA. It is a transcript of the gene Rgs8, whose product is annotated as regulator of G-protein signaling 8. Lineage: Eukaryota; Metazoa; Chordata; Mammalia; Rodentia; Heteromyidae. The coding region runs from base 251 to 793 and encodes 180 amino acids. The transcript is spliced from 7 exons. The record is from RefSeq and is a predicted model, not a curated record.